CUCUAUUUGCUCCCUAAUUUUAGUGAGGAUGACAUUACUAAUUGAAAAAAUGUUUUGAGGUACACUUUGUAAUUUUAUUUUAUUUUGAACAUAAGAUAACUGCAACCGCUCAUACUUAAAAGUGUGAGGUACCCCUUCGUAUUAACCCUUUAAUUUUGGUCAUCCUUAGCUGGUUGCCAUUUUGGACAUUCUUGACGUACAUUGGCACGGGCCAUCCAAACACUGAGAUCUCCGUGACCGAGUGUUCACACUUCACUGAAUUGACAACAUGGCGGUGGUUUAUUUCAGUGGUGGUGGUUGGAGAGAGAUAGGGAGCUUUAGCCUCCACGUCCUCACCGGCCGAUGGUUCAUGUUCUUUGCUUCGUUGCUGAUCAUGUCCGCCUCCGGUGCAACAUUCAUGUUCGGCCUCUACUCCGGCGACAUCAAAUCAUCACUUGGUUACGACCAGACAACCCUCAACCUCCUAAGCUUCUUCAAAGACUUAGGUGGCAACGUCGGAAUCAUCUCGGGACUCAUCAACGAGGUCUCACCGCCGUGGGUGGUUCUCUCCAUGGGCGUCACCAUGAACUUCUUCGGCUACUUCAUGAUAUGGCUUGCCGUCACCGGAAAAAUUUCCAAACCCCAUGUUUGGCAGAUGUGUUUAUAUAUAUGUCUUGGUUCAAGUUCUCAAUCAUUUGCCAAUACUGGGGCUUUAAUCACCGGCGUUAAGAACUUUCCGGAGAGCAGAGGCAUUGUUUUAGGCCUCUUGAAGGGUUUUGUUGGCCUGAGUGGUGCUAUAAUCACACAGCUAUACCAUGCUUUUUAUGGACACAAUUCCAAGUCUCUGAUCUUACUGAUCGGUUGGCUUCCGGCGGCGAUUUCGUUCAUUUUUCUGAGAACAAUUCGUAUCAUGAAGGUUGUUCGACAAGUUAAUGAGGUCAAGGUCUUCUAUAAUCUUCUCUAUAUCUCUCUUGGUCUUGCUGGUUUUCUUAUGGUCAUCAUUAUCUUACAAAAUAGGCUCACCUUCAAUCGGAUUGAGUAUGCCGGAAGUGCCUCUGUUGUACUUAUUCUCCUCUUUGCUCCGGUGGGCGUUGUUAUCAGAGAAGAGUUCAACCUGUGGAAAACCAAGAAACAUGUGGUAGAUGAUUCUUCUCCAUUGAAAAUAAUCAAUGAAAACCCAUCUGCAAUUGAAUUAGCACCACCAGGAACGCCGCCGCCGCCGCCAGUCGGAGAUCCAACAAGUCCAGAAAAGCCUGUUUCAUGCAUGACCAACUCGUUCAAUCCGCCGGAAAGAGGCGAGGACUACACCAUUUUGCAAGCACUUUUUAGCAUCGACAUGUUGACUCUCUUCGCCGCAACAACUUUUGGUGUUGGCGGAACAUUGACGGCCAUUGAUAAUUUGGGUCAGAUUGCCAAGUCUUUAGGGUACCCAAAUGCUAACACAAGCACAUUUAUAUCCCUAGUGAGCAUAUGGAAUUAUCUUGGCCGAGUCGUAUCAGGCUUCGCUUCCGAAAUCUUCUUGGCAAAGUAUAAAUUCCCACGUCCCCUGAUGCUAACAUUUGUGCUUCUUUUCUCAUGUGUUGGGCAUCUUCUCAUAGCCUUUGGCAUACCCAAUUCUCUCUAUGUUUCUUCUAUUAUUCUGGGGUUCUGCUUUGGAGCUCAAUGGCCAUUAAUUCUCGCAAUGCUAUCGGAGUUAUUUGGGCUUAAACACUACUCCACAUUAUGUAAUUUUGGUGCCGGAGCAAGCCCUGUUGGGGUUUAUAUUCUCAAUGUUAGAGUGGCUGGUCAUCUGUAUGACAAAGAGGCUUUGAAGCAAAUGGCGGCGAAAGGGCUUCCCCGGAAAGCCGGAGAGGACUUGACGUGCACCGGAGUGGAGUGUUACAAAGUGGCUUUUCUGGUUAUCAUGGCAGCCACACUGGCCGGGUGUAUGUUUUCGUUUAUUUUGGUGAUUAGGACUAGAAAAUUUUACAAAGGAGAUAUAUACAAGAAGUUUAGAGAGCAGACCAACGAGGCCGCCACCACAAGCACCGAGCAACAGUAGAUGAAAUGGGUGCAGUGCAAACAUUGGAAUCUAAUCAUGACAAGAAAGGUCUUUCACUCAUUCAGCCAACCAGAAUACUUUUCUUCUUCUGGUUAUUGAGUCCAGGAAAGGUCAUUUACCACUACUUUUACUCCUCCAUCUGAUUCAGCCUUUGUCAUAUAGUUGUUGGAUUUCCUUCUUGUUUUGGGGCACACCUCCUCUGCAAAAAAGCAGAGGUAAUGUUCGACAGCACGCCAUUUUAUUUGUAAAAUGAUAUGGUUUGUCUCGAAAUAACAUCUCCUAUCAUACACUAGAGUCGAACCCCUUUUGAGCAUGCUCAACAAUUUCUUA
Ilex paraguariensis (yerba mate) is the source of this 2350-nucleotide messenger RNA. The record is from the annotation of a GenBank genome assembly. NCBI's taxonomy places the organism in Eukaryota, Viridiplantae, Streptophyta, Magnoliopsida, Aquifoliales, Aquifoliaceae.